This is a messenger RNA of Setaria italica (foxtail millet), 985 nucleotides long. RefSeq lists its product as uncharacterized. The transcript is spliced from 3 exons. The coding region runs from base 82 to 624 and encodes 180 amino acids. NCBI's taxonomy places the organism in Eukaryota, Viridiplantae, Streptophyta, Magnoliopsida, Poales, Poaceae. The record is from RefSeq and is a predicted model, not a curated record.
CACUACUCCAUUCCCCUCGCCGCCGGGCCCUCGACAUCGGUCGAGAGCUUGCAUCGAUCGGGAGCUUGUCAGGAGCCUCCCAUGGCGUCCGUUCCCAGCCGGCAGCUGUGCUGGUUCCUGUUGGCGUGCGUCUCCUACUGCUUGCUGAUCCCUACUUCCUGCACAUCAGAUGGAGCAGUAGCAGCAGCCACCUUCCAUGGCCAGAAGAGAGACGCCGUCGACAUAGUCGGGAGAGCCCUCGUCUGCUUCAACGACCGCUACAUCUACAGCGGGUGCCAGGGGUCGUUCCGGCUGGGCCCGCAGGGCGCGCUGGACGUGCCGCCGGGGUCGGCCGACGCCUUCUGCGGCGGGCCCUGCCUGGCGGAGACGGAGCUCGUGCUCCGCUGCGUCGACGGCGUCAUGAGCAACUUCCGCUUCUACAACGGCGCCACCGCCGCCGACGUCCGCGUCGCGCUCGACCGCGGCUGCGGCCACUCGGGACUCCGCGGCGACUUCGGCGUGCUGAGCCGCCUCGGAGGGGGCGGCGGCGACGGAUACUUCUACGGACGCGGGGCCAAGGUCGUCGGCAGCCUGGCGCCGCCGCUGCUGCUGGGCGCGGCCGCCGGGAUCCUCGCCUGGGCGUGAUCGAUCGUAUCAACGAAGCGCAUGUAGUUUGUCAGUUGGUCAGAUCAUCAAGUAUAGAGUAGUCCUAGGGUAUGGGAGUUGAUGCAUCGAGAUAGGAGACCUGUCAAUCGAGAACUCGAUCGAUUUGUAGCAGAACGAGAAGAACUGCUGCUACUGCAAGGCGCCAAGGCCCAAAGUCACGAACCGAAGUUCUCUAUUGUUCUCUGCUCCAUGUGUUUAACACCCUCCUGAUAAUUCUUAUUCUAGUUACUCUUAUUUUUGUUGGGAGCUUUCUGUAGCAAACUUUUAUCGGAACUAGUCGUACUUAGCAUCAUCUGGGAGUCUUUGCGUUUCACAUAGUUUGAUGUCAACCACACGCAGA